CCCCCCCCAAGCCCUCUCAAGCCCAACCAGAGGGGGACGGUGGCGGUGAGGCGGGAGCGACUUUCUCGGGGAUGAAGCUGGAAUUUGCACCUACUCCUGUUGUCAGGAGUUGGGAUUUUCACACAGUGAAAUCCAGCAUACAGCAAAACAGUAGGGCUCUGUGAAGGCUAAAAAAAUCAUUGGGGAAGGAAGAGAGUUAUUUGAGAAGAGGCAGACCAGCGCAGAUGUAGAUCACAGGGGAAGGGGAACUUCUUAAAUUUAGAUGGUUUUAGGUGUGGAGAGCAUUUGUGUGUAUGCUGUAUGGUUACUUUCUCUAUGCAUUGGGCUAGAUACACUGGUGAACAGAAGUCCCAGAAGACUGCCAUGUAGUAAGUCCCAAGGCCCGAUAGUUGUGUGCCUCCUCCAGGAGCAUUUUCACUGCUUGCCCAGGGAAGGAAAGUCUUUCAUUCCUCACCUGUUUGUGAGUCUGCUGAAAAGCAGCAGUUGCCAUCUGAAACUGAGGAAAACGGCUGCUGUUCCCACACAGGACUGAGCCAGGCCCAUCAGUGUCUCUCUAUGCUGACUGCAAGGAUGAAAGGAUGUAUGACCCUGCUUUGAGAGGAUGCCCAAGUCCAGGGUGACCAGAAGGAGAGUAGAUGCCUGGGGCUGUGCAUGAGAGUGCUGUUUUGUGCAGGCUGCCUUCUGGAUACCUGGCUCAAAAUGUGGCUCUGGCACCUACAGAAAGCUACGGCAGCGGUCAACGUGAAGAGUAAGGAUGGAGUGGGAAAGCCCUGCAGCAAAGGCUGAAGACUUCAGACAAGCCAGCCUUCCUGACACUUAGCUCUAACUGCUCUGGCAGGCCUGGCAGUGCAGCAUGAUUAGGAUGAGGAGGAAGAAACUGUGGGCAUCUUGCUUCUGCUUUGCAGCUGCCUUUUUCUUCGUGGUGACACUCCAGGUUAUCACUGAACUGGGCAAUUCAGAGAAUAAGGUGGCAGUAAUCUCCAGUUUACACAGUGGUCCAUUAAAGCCUGUGGAGAUACACGCUUUUCAGUUUAAGAAGCAGGAAUUUCCCAGCAGGUUCAAGACAGAGUCUGAUGUAAAUCACUAUCCCAUCCUGCUCUGGUGGUCUCCCCUGACUGGAGAGACAGGGAGAUUGGGUCAAUGCGGAGAGGAUGUUUGCUUCUUUACUAUCAACAAGACCUACCAGCACAAUCAGAUGACGAGAGCAUUUCUGUUCUAUGGUACUGACUUCAGUAUAGACAGCCUACCUCUCCCUCGUAGAGACUAUCAUGACUGGGCCCUUUUCCAUGAAGAGUCACCAAAAAACAACUACAAACUCUUCCAUGAACCGACCAUCACCUUAUUCAACCACACCGCAACCUUUAGCCGCCAUUCUCACCUACCGCUGACCACUCAGUACCUUGAGGGUGUAGAGGUCCUGAAGUCGUUGAGGUACAUGAUCCCACUGCAGAUGAAGAACAACCUGAGGAAGAGGCUUGCACCACUUGUAUAUGUGCAGUCUGACUGCAACCCUCCUUCUGAUCGGGACAGCUAUGUGCGUGAGCUGAUGUGCCACAUUGAAGUAGACUCUUAUGGGGAAUGUCUGCAUAACAGAGACCUUCCUCAACAUCUCAGAAAUCCAACUGCCAUGGAUGAUGGGAACUUCUAUAAAAUACUGGCACAGUACAAGUUCAUUCUUGCUUUUGAAAAUGCUAUCUGUGAAGAUUACAUCACUGAAAAACUCUGGCGGCCACUGAAGUUGGGAGUGGUGCCAGUGUACUUUGGGUCUCCCAGCAUUGUAGACUGGCUUCCUAGUAACAAGAGUGCAAUCCUGGUAUCCAGUUUUUCACACCCUCGGGAACUAGCCCACUAUAUCAAAAUGCUGGAUACAAACGAUCAAGAAUAUGAGUCCUACCUACGAUGGAAACUGAAAGGGGACAUUUCCAACCCAAGACUGCUUACAGCGAUGAAGGAACGGAAGUGGGGAGUGCAAGAUAUCACCCAGGACAACUACAUUGACACCUUUGAGUGCAUGGUGUGUAACAGAGUGUGGGAAAACAUCAGAAGGAAGGAAAAGGGACGGCUGCCUCAGAGAUGGAAGGCUCAGGUUAACCAUCUGAGCUGCCCCAAACCAGAGGCGUUCUGGUUCUCGUCUUCAAACCCUGGCUGGACUUCUCUCCAAGACAUGUGGAUACCAAGCUUUGAGCAAUCCAAGAAAGAAGCCUGGGCACUGAGGCACCUGGUGGAAAGGAACAGGAAUUUUACAGCUCAAGAAUUUUGGAUGCUAGUAUUCAAGGAAUAAACACAAUGACCUGUAAA
Messenger RNA from Aquila chrysaetos chrysaetos, 2298 nucleotides. RefSeq names its product fucosyltransferase 10 (gene POFUT3). Gene Ontology annotation, molecular function: alpha-(1->3)-fucosyltransferase activity. Lineage: Eukaryota; Metazoa; Chordata; Aves; Accipitriformes; Accipitridae. Gene Ontology annotation, cellular component: Golgi membrane. The coding region runs from base 854 to 2281 and encodes 475 amino acids. The record is from RefSeq and is a predicted model, not a curated record. The transcript is spliced from 6 exons.